Messenger RNA from Nycticebus coucang (slow loris), 6823 nucleotides. RefSeq names its product polycomb group ring finger 5 (gene PCGF5). The record is from RefSeq and is a predicted model, not a curated record. Bases 421 to 1191 code for a protein of 256 amino acids. Gene Ontology annotation, cellular component: PRC1 complex. Gene Ontology annotation, biological process: regulation of transcription by RNA polymerase II. NCBI's taxonomy places the organism in Eukaryota, Metazoa, Chordata, Mammalia, Primates, Lorisidae. The transcript has 10 exons.
AGGGGGUGGAGUUGCCCUUGGAGGCGGCACCGGGCCUGGGCCCCGAGGCCCGCCGCGCCCUAUCUGCCGGAGCCGAGUGGCCCCGCGGAGCCGGCGCGCUCCCGCCUGCAGGGGGAGGGCGGACGGGGCGCGGGGACCGGCCAGGCCGCGGCGGGCGCUGUUUCUCUUUCACUUUCCUUCGCUGCGAGGCCGGCGCACUGGCGGGCAAGGAGAGGCGUCGGUGGCGGCGGCUUGAUAUGGGAAAGCAGAGCCACCAAAAGGAGUGAUGCUCGUCGAUCUGGUGAUAAAUCUGGAUGUUAGUUCUCAUGCCUCAGGACAUCCUCUUGGGAACAGCACCACACCAGCUCCUAGGAUCAGAUUAUCAUCUACUUAGUACCAUUCUUUGCCUGAACUACUAAAGCCAGUCUUAGCUAACCACGAAUGGCUACCCAAAGGAAACACUUGGUGAAAGAUUUCAAUCCUUAUAUUACCUGCUAUAUCUGUAAAGGGUAUCUGAUCAAGCCAACGACAGUGACAGAAUGCCUUCAUACCUUCUGUAAGACUUGUAUUGUCCAGCACUUUGAAGAUAGCAAUGAUUGUCCAAGGUGUGGCAACCAAGUUCAUGAGACAAAUCCACUAGAAAUGUUGAGGUUGGAUAAUACACUAGAGGAAAUUAUAUUUAAGCUGGUCCCUGGACUCCGAGAACAAGAACUUGAGCGUGAAUGUGAAUUUUGGAAGAAAAAUAAACCUCAAGAAAAUGGACAAGAUGAUACUUCAAAGGUUGACAAACCUAAAGUAGAUGAACAAGGUGAUGAAAAUCAAGAUGAUAAAGACUAUCACAGAAGUGACCCACAAAUUGCUAUCUGUCUAGAUUGUUUACGAAAUAACGGGCAAUCAGGGGACAAUGUAGUAAAGGGUUUAAUGAAGAAAUUCAUUCGAUGUUCUACACGGGUAACUGUGGGAACUAUUAAAAAAUUUCUAAGUUUAAAACUAAAACUUCCAAGUUCUUAUGAGUUGGAUGUGCUGUGCAAUGGUGAAAUCAUGGGGAAGGAUCAUACUAUGGAAUUCAUCUACAUGACAAGAUGGCGACUAAGAGGCGAAAACUUUCGGUGUCUGAACUGCUCAGCUUCGCAAGUCUGCUCUCAGGAUGGCCCUUUGUAUCAGUCAUACCCUAUGGUAUUGCAGUAUCGACCAAGAAUUGAUUUCGGUUAGACCGAGGGGCCCAAAUCUCAGAGAUGAAUCCUGCACUGUUUACUCGCCAACAGAUUGCACAGUUAACGGUGUGUGGACUAGAGGGACACGACCAGACUUUCAGCAUGCAAAUAAGGCCAUUGUCUAUCUCUAAAUUGUCAAAUUACAUUCAUGUUGUUUCUAUUAAGAGCAAACCAAGUGCCAUUCUGCUACUGAACCGUCUGCAUAGGAUAUUUGUGCUGUCUCACAGUGUGUAAGUCCUAGCUGAAAUCGGUGUGCAACCAUGAUUUAGCCUUCUGAAUAUUUUGCUUGCCUGUUCCAAGAUUGUUCUAAUGUUUAAUUACACUAGUUAAAAUGGCUCAAUCUUUGUGGUGUUGCAGUUUUCACAUACUUAGUAUUUUAUUAAUUCUUGUUUAAAUAGAGUACUGUACAAGAAACUAAUAAUUAUAUCUUGAAAUUAUUUUGUAUGGAAAUAUAUUUAGAAAAGUGGUUUUGGAGCCACUGUCCUGUUCCUGAUAAGCUUUUUGUGUAAAAAAAAAAAAAAAAAAAACUGUUCUUUUUUGAGUGUGCAGGUCUGUUUGCAAAGAAUUUCAAUUAUUCUUUAACAUUAGAGCACAUCACAGUUGUAGACAUUCUGAAUAUCUGUCUGUGUGUCGUCUACUAAUUGCACAAGGAAGGCAUGUUAGCCCUCCAGAUUGAAAAUGUAUGCGACUUUUUUGGAGAACUGAAGUUAGAUUCACAACCAUUCGAAAUGUUGGCAGCUGAUCACCUUUACUUCUAAUGAAAUUAAUGUGUCAGUAAGGUUAAUCUUCUUUCAUAAUGCCUUAUGACAAGUGGGUGCUGCUUCAUGAACCGUCAUUGUAUAGCCCACUCCAUGUAUGUAUCAUUCAUUACAUUGCUGCUCUCAUUUAAUGAGCAUUGUUUCUCUUUUUAAGUUGGCCUUAGUAUAUGUUAUUGUGGCAUGCAGAGGGUUAUAAUUUUAAAUAUAAGGAAUUUUAGAGCACAUAACAUUAGCUAUUUUAUGGAUUUCAAAAAUCUCAAAACAGUUAGAGAUUACAACUAUUAGUUACCUUUUACAUUUCCAAACUGUAUGCAUAAAAUAGAAUAAAUGCAGUGUAGAAGAUAAAUAACAUUAACCAAAAUUAAUGGUUUAAGGGUAUUUUAUUUUAGAUCCUGUAGUAAUCAGGGGGAAAUAGGAUUAUCAUUUUAUAUGUGAGUUCAUUAGAGUCAGAUCUAUGAUGCUGUCUUGUGUUUUGCAUUUUAAGUCUUCCAUUCAUUUUGGAGUUAGUGUGCAAGUCAAAAGAAAGUCUUGUCAACAUAAAUUAUAUUAAAAACUUGGCUUUAAAUCUUUUAAAAUUUAAAGUUGUUUUCAAAAAAUUCUUUAGAAAUUAUUCUAUUAAUUGCUUUGAAACAAACAAGUUAACCUCUUAAACUAAGGAAAAAUAUGUUCUAGAAAUCUAACAUGAGCACAAUCUGUGUGUCACACACAUAGUUUUUAUAUUGUAUAUGCGGUAAACAUGACACAUUUUCUAGUAAAAUGUAUCACAAAUUAAUGCCUUCUGAAUUUCAAAAUGCUUCUCAGAAAUAAAACAUUGUACAACUCUAAGAAUCAUAAAAUACAGCUAAAUCUUGAUAACAUUUCACAUUAUAAAGCAAAAACUUCAUAAUUAUCUUUUCCUUACAUCUUUUUUUCAAGUCAAGAUAUCUAUUAAAUUUUUCAGUUGUUCUGACUUUUGUGAAAAGGUUAUGGCAAUACUUUAACUUCAUUUUGUUAGGUUGUGUUUGUUCUUGGGAGGGCUCACAAGCAGAAUUUAAAGGCAGAUUUUCAUUAUCUCUAUAUAAAAGGUUGAAAAAGACCAUUACACUCAACCAGAAAACUAAAUUUGGAUCUAGCUAUAGCUAUGCUGCAAAAUCCAGUUCCCAGACAUCCUUGAGAACUUUUAAAUAUCGUAAGUUUGUCACAUACACAUCAGUGAUACAGCGUUUCGCACGUGAAAGUUAAUAUUAAAUAACUCAAACAAUUUAGAGCACAUUUUUAAAACCACAAAUGAGACUUGGAUGUUUGGUUCUCUGGCCAAAACUUACGGCCAUAAAUAAAUUUUGUCUACAAAAUCUUUUUUAAUUUGGCUCAUUGACUGAUCAUAUGUGUUAAUCAUUUGACUAUUUUCCCAGGAAAUACAUAGGAAGCAAUUAUGGAACUGAGACUAGUUUUAUAUAAAAUUCCUUUAUCUGCUAUUAAUGUAUUAACAUUUUUAUUGAAACACAAUGGAAUAUGUGCCAAAACAUGUGAAAACCUCACAUAAAGAAAGGCAUCAAUUGUCAUUUGGGGAAAGGUACACUUUUUUUGAUGGACUUGAGUAAAUAGGUAUUCUUACUACUAGAACCACAGACUUCUUCAACCAACUUCUUUUGGUAUGUUUCAACUAUGACUUUCUGAGUAUGGGACUACUUUCACAUCUAGUUAUACACUAUAUCCCCAGCUAAGUCAGGUUGUAGGAUUUGCUAGAAACCAGGUACAGAAACUUUUGUGGUUAGCAUUGUAAUUUUAGGGUGCUUAUAAAAGACUGUUUAAAUAACCUAUAGGAAUAAUCAUCUGAAUCCAUAAAAGCAGAGAAAAAAAAAACUAAAUGUUUUUCUUCAAUCUGUUGUUUCUUAAGCAAUAAACUGAAAGAAAUUUACUUCCAUAAAAGGUUUUAUUAUCUGUUUUGUCUAGCUUAGAAAUCAUAGAUACAAAAGGGUCCAGGAACCUUGGAUAUAAAGAAUGCGUGUGGUUUAUAAACAUUAAUGGAAGUAACCACAUCAGUUAAUAGAGAAAUCAAAAUGUACCCUUUUCUCUAGAUUAACAAGAUACUUCUGAAUAUGAAAGAUAAAUUAAAAGGCUCAUUGAUGAGGAGUGUGGGUAACUUGGGUAAUGUCUCUUAGCUACUGUCAGACAAGUACAUUAUUUCUUUAUUCAUUGAUAUUUCUUUAUUCAAUCUGUCCCAUACUAAUGUGCCACAUUUUAUAAAUGUAAUGACUUUGCUCAACUAUAUUAUACAUGCAAAUGUAAUCCAAAUUUAAACUGAUUCUUUAGGAAAAAAAUAAGUGUUAUAUAAUAUUAUGAACUGUUUAGCUUUAUUGAAAUAUUUAAGAGAAAGUGCCUCAUUGCUAAAGUGCAUUUCUGUUUUAGAUUUACUGCAUAAAGUUUGAGUUAUCUGUACCUGUCUCUUAUGAAUGGUUUCAUAUCUAAAUAGGCUCUUGUAAAUUAGAAUAAUCCUUUUUUUAAGAUUUUCAUAAGAAUAUAAAUAUCACCAAAGACAUUUUACUUAAUUAAUAACCAUGUUGGAGAGACAGUUUUAACAGUUUGAAGGUUAGAAAUUUUAGGAUUGCAAUUUAAUUUUAUGUAGUUAGGCAAUAACCUUGAUUAAUUUCUGAAAUAUCACCAAAGAAAGGCUUUAAACUGAAUUUUCUUGGUGAGAUCAGUCAAAUGCAGAUUUUUCUUGCAAUAAUCAGAGUACACUUUCUUUCAAAUACAUUCGUUGUUGUCCAGCACCAUCUGACAAAUUUUAGGACAUUCUCAAAGGUGAGGAAGAGGUAAACAUAACAAAUAGCCUCCCUAUGGAUGAAAGUGAGAGAAAUACUGACGUUGAAAAGAAAAUUGAGAUUUUUAAAUUUUAAUUUGAGAAGCUUUUUAUUUCAUGGAGGCAGUAUAAACUAAAAUGAAGCUUAUUUGGCUCCUGGGUUCUUUGUAACGUGAGCAAUUUUAUUAAAGACAGACUUUGGUAAAUGUGCUGUUGUGCUUACUUGUGUAGAAAAGAGUACAUGCUAUUGGAUUGUAGAAGGAAGUGCUUUUUCUAUUUCAGAAACAAAAUUUUCAUAAGGGCCUGCAGUUCCCCAGGUCCCUUUACGAAGUAGCCAUCAUCUCAGCAAUUAGUUUAUUGUUAUUAGAAUUUAGCCAUACAGCCAAAUUUGGUAAAAUGGGGUCAUAGAACAAAGCUUGUUCAAGGGGAAGUUUAGUCCCCUCCCUGUUUCUUCUUGGGAAUGCAUACUGUGGGCCAACUUAGUGGUAAAGCUCAUAUUUAAAGUCUUUCUGACAGGUCACUAGACAAAUCUGCUGGGGUAGAAUAAAACUGGUACACACCCAGAGUGUUUAUAUGCUCUGUCGGGUUUAUCAUCAGACUUCCAGCAAGCUAAGCUGUAUACCAGUAGGAUGUUGGUUGGUUAUAGAAACUUCAAAAAUGAGUUUGCCAUAACUUUAAUUUUCUUGGUCAGAAACCAACCAACCAACCUUGAAAUGUUAUUAUUUUAAGAUAUAUAGUACUGUAGUUUGGGGAACAAUAAGGAACAUGUCUGCUAAAUCUGAUUUAUGAAAAAUUGAAAAAAAUACCGUAGAGACUCAAACCCCUUCAAGGCACAAAAUAAACUAUUCCUGGUUUUACUAGAUAAACCUAGGUCAGUAAUAUUUUGAUGAAAAACAUCAGAUUGAAGUUUUAUUAAAAUGGAUUUAAAUAUACAGUACAGGAUUUCAUGGUUUGUUGUUUUUUUUUUUUUGCACUGAUGUUUUUCCAGUAAUUUCAAAGUGAUUCUCUAUGUUUAAUACAUUUAUCACUGACGUUUUUACUUGCUUUCAUUUUUUCAAAUAGAAUUAAGAUGCCUGAGCACUUCCUCUUCAGAAAGUUUUAAAAUUAAGAAUUUAUUUUCGAUGCUCAUUCAAAUGUGUCUGUAUACUUGUUAUGCCCCUUUUUCUAUGAAGGGGCAUAAUCAUUGAUAUUUCAGAAAUGCUUUUUAAUUUUAAUUAUUUUUAAUCUAGAAUCAAGUGAAACAGAUACAUGUCGAAUACUGGGUCUAGUUUUCUUCCAUCUUAUAGAGCUUCAUGCAAUAAGAAGCCAGUCUGGUACAAGUAAAGAUUAAAUGUUUCUGGGUAAUGUGGAGAUAGCAAACAGACUAAUUAUCCAUACAGUCCACUGGAGCACGAGUUCUACACAUUAAAAAUGUAAUGGGAUCAGCCUAACAUUGUUUGGGGUCAGUUUUCUUUCGCUGUAAUUUUUAGAAUGGGGUUGGGGGCCUAAGUGUCCUUAUGAAGUUGUCCACGACAAGAGCUGGUGGGGGGAGUACCAGUGUUCUGCUGCUUUCCUGCAUCUGAGCAACAACAGAGAUCAUCGGUUUUUAAUAGAGUAGCCCUCACAAUAAAUAAAGUUAUCAUAGAAUAUAUUGUAAAGUUAUGUUGCUAAUUUUCCUUUGAAAUAUAAAAUAUUUUAAGCUUUUUGUCAAAAGUGGUAACAUCUUAAUACAAAUAAAAACCUUUUUGUGGUUGUAAGAUUUAGCUUAUAAAUCAUUCAAAUUGAAGUGAAAGAAUUACCGGGUCAUUGUUAAUGACUCAGUCUAUUAAGAAUAUAUGUAUUUUUGUAAAGGAAAAGCACUUGUAGAUAUUUAAUCAGUACAAGAUAUGUCUUUUGCAGAAAUAAAAUGCUGCUUAGAGAUUCUCUUUAAAUAUUUUUUAUUUUUGUGCUGAAAUGUAUUUUCUGUUGAUCUAUGGAAUGUUCUGUACAAAGCUGUAUGAUUGUACUGUUGGGCUAGAUACUUUUUUGUUUUUUAAAUCUGGACUUAGCCAAGUAUAUUUGACCAUGUUAAAAAAAUAUAGUAUCUUUGUUAUUAAAAAUUUGAUUGCAUAAUU